CGUGAACGUUUGUUUGAGGCGGCAGAAUUGGUGUGCCGCUGGUUGGUGUGUACUAAUUUUAUUUUCAAAGUAGUCAUGAACAGCCUCGCACAAUAAGAUGCUUAGAAACGUUGCCGUGAACAGUGCACCAUCAGUUACACCGCAUCACAAGUGACUCAAAGUUUUCUUGCAAGCCGGGGAACAAAAAAGGCCAUGGAAUCCGCCACCUUAAAAGAUGCCGAAAACGCCGCUUCAAACACGACACAAUGGAUGAAGCCUAACGAUAUCCUCAAGCUUCGCAAGGCUGGCAGGCGUCGUCUGCAGCCCAGAGCUCUGCAACCAGUUAGCGUGAACGCCAUCAGCACUACAAGUCUUCCCCUGAAGCGUGAAUGCAGCCUCAACCCUUUUCGGUGUCCAGUGCAGAAGAAACCUCGGUUAGAAGACGUUCACCCCCUGCUGCACAGGACAACAGCACUCCCUCCGACUGUGUCGCCACAGAGACUCACGGUGACAAAGGUUGCCGUUGACUCCUAUGAUGACGAAACACGGCACUCUCUGGUGGAUGGCGCAAAGGCUGAACAGUCCAAACAGUCGGCAAAACUGCCGGGUCUUCCCCUGGACUGGAGCCUGAAAACUCGUGUGCGCUUCUGCUCGACCAGCCACUUCCCCUGGAGUGGAAGCCUCAAGACAUGCGAGGAGGCCAGUGGGACCACAGGAUUUGUGCGGGGCAUCCAUUCUGAGUGCUGCCAGGAGUCUGCAGCAGAGCGAGGGAGCCUGGACAGUAGCCCGCAGGCACGUUUCCACCAGCACUGCCUCGUGUGGCUGCACCCGCACCUGCCCUGGCUGCGGCUGUUUCCCCGCCACGGGGUGAUGGCCAAUGCGUCAGUGUCCAAGGAGGCCACCUCCCUGUUUGCCGACCCCGCCAGCCCCGCCCGGGCGGCCCUGCAGGGGGACUGGGCGCAGGGCUUCCGCUCCCUGUACCAGCUUCUGCGCGCCCGCCAGUGCCCCUACUUCUACGUCUGCGCGCCCACAUUCACCGUCCUGUUCCGGGCUGCGGGGGUGGCUGGCCUGGCGGACCUGCAUGCCUUGCUGACGCCCACUACGCGAGGCCUCAGGCAGGCACUUCGUGACGAAGGCAUUACAUUCAGCAUGCCUCUGUGCACCAGCCAAGAGCAGAUGGACGAGACAGUAGAUGGUGCCUCACAGUCCCCGCCUUCCGAAGCCAAGAGCGACGGUCAAGACGAGAACGUAGCAGAAGAGGAAACAGUGACCUGGUUGGAAAGCUUGGGCCUCAGCCAAGCAGAUUUUCCUUCUCUCAACACGACACGGAACAAAAUGUUGGACGAGAGCAGGGAUGACCGCAGACCUAGGUCACUGGUCUUUGUCGAGAGGGGAGAGACGCUGGCCCUGUUCAACUUCCUUCUGAACAGCCGAGCCUGUGUCUGCCCCACGGGGCCCCUGGCCGGUGUGCCACCUACGCUCAUUUCCCCUGUGGCCUUCCAUGGAGCCAGUUUGCGCUCGCUCAAGGUGCGUCAAGGCUGGGUCAAGCAGAAUGACACAGAUCUACACAUGGUGGAGAUGAGUGGGCCUAUCCUUCCCAAUGCCCUGCAUGGCCUGUGCACCCUGUUUGGGAGCAGCCAGGACAAGGGCGCCUUCUCGUUUGUGGCAGCGCCAGACACUCCCACGGCUGCCUUCAACGCCUUCCACCCUCAGCCGUCGGCUGCACCUGCUGCUUUCGCAACCGAGGCGCUCAAGGACUGCGGUCUGUCACUGCCCUUUGUGCAGCGGAUGUGUGGGAAGCCCGACGGACCGACACCUGUGCUCACCCGUGUCCAAGUCGAGGACGGCAGCUAUGACAUCUCUGGUUGCCUCUAGGAGUGCCGGCUUUGAGCUGGAGAACCGCUUGAGAAACUUGGUGGUUUCGUUACCAUUGCUUGUGCUGUUAUGAUUGGACCGUCAGGGCAGUCUUGAUGCAUCGAUUCCAGGCUGUGGGUGUUUGCAAGCAUUGCUUGCUGCCUUUGCAGCUUCCAGAGACCCACUCCCACGCAUGUGAGGAAGGACAGCGUGUGCUUCAUCUCAUUGCUUUCUUGCAUUUGGGAUGAAAGACUGACUUUUAUGACCAGCCUGAAAACUGGUGAAAUGGCACUUUACUGGCCUUCCCGACGGGACUCUUUUGUUUUCGUGCUGGAACAGUUAUUUAGGUGACAGCUGGGGAUCGACUACAAGCAUUUUACUGUGUUUUAAGGACUCUGGCAUGUGACUUGGUUAGUUAUGAUGUGGGUGUUAUUUGUUUUGUUAGACUACUUACACUGCCAUCUCAGUAGUUUCCCGCAGCAACAAAGGCUACAAGAUCUUCUGAGGCUGUCGUUGAGCAGCGCAUAUAGUGCCUGCAACGAACACUUGUUGCUUGUAUCUACGGCAACACUACACAGAUUGACAUAUGUAGUGAUGUAGAAAUAACCUUUUAUGAGUUACGGAAAUGCAUCGAACAAUUUGUUCACGACUUUUAUUUUUUAUCCAAGGGUGAAAGAAUGAGAAGUAGGCUUAUAUUUUUGCUGCCUGACAAAUUAGAGAUAACUGUCCCCCACCUAACAUACUGUAUUUACAACCUGAGAGGCAAUAUUUAUUGCAAGCAGCAUAGUUUAACAGUGGACGUCGGCAAAUGGUCAGUGCUCCGCAUUGUGCCAUUGUGCCGUACACCAUCCGCAUUGUGCCGGAUGGUGUAGCAUUGCUGGAAAGCCAGUUUGUGCAUGAAGGUGGUAAACUAGGAGAGCCCUGGAAGGAGUUUGGGAGCAAAGAGGCUAUAUGUUCAAUCAUCAAAAGGCCUGCAGCAUUUGCAAAUGUGGGCGAAUGCUCAUGUACCAUUGACCUGCCAAAUAUGACCAGGCUGGGGAAGUGCAGUUGGCCAAAGAGUUCUUGCGCAGUGGCAUGAACAAAAAUAUGCACGGAUAGACCGGGCGACAUUGACUUCAGUGUGCUGCAGCGUUUUUGAAGCUUCUACUGUAGAAAUGAACUAUGACUGUUGGUGUUAACCGCAGGGAGUCAUCGUAGGCACAAGCAGAUGAUAGGGCAGCGAUCAACGCUUUCUCGAUAAUCAUCCCCCUCCAUGUUGGCCAGCAACAUUUGUAGCCUCUACACUACUGCAGGAAACUAUGUCGAAUUCAAUACGACGUACACGUGUAUGUCGGAUACGAUGUGUACGCGUACUUGUCGGAUACGACUUAAAUCUAAAAAGUGUCUUGCUGAUAUCCAGCAUGUAAAAGGUAUCUGCUUUUAACCCGCCGUAGUUGCUUACUGGCUAUGGUGUUGGGCUGCUAAGCGCAAGGUCGCUGGAUCGAAUCCCGGCCACGGCAGCAGCAUUUCGGUGGGGGCGAAUUGCGAAAACACCUGUCUACUUAGAUUUAGGUGCACGUUAAAGAACCCCAGGUGGUUGAAAGUUCCAGAGUCCGCCACUUGGGCAUGCCUCAUAAUCGGAAAGUAGUUUUGGCAUGUAAAACCUAAUCAUUUAGUUUUUUAAUUAAAGUAUCUGCUUUUAAUGAAUUUCUGAUAUACCGAAGGUAUUUUAGUGUUGAAUGUGAUUUCAUUAUUACGAGCUUUGACUAUACUGUGGUGGAGUGUACGUGCUUCAUACUUGCCUUUAGUGCUUGUCGUAAAUUUGUUUCAUGCGCGAGGCAAUGCUGGUAAAAUGUUGAUGAAAUUUAUAUGGGCGAUGCAUGCUGGUUGAAUGGAGCGUCUGGUAUUUGCAGCUUGUGUGGGUAGUUCUCGUCAUGUGGUGUGAUGCUCUGUUGCACUUGGUGCAGCACUGACAAGCUUGCCUGCAGGGCUGUGUUGAUAACCAUUUGUCAAAGUUGUGCUCUACCUGAUGGCUGCAGUGUACAUUUUGCAUUUUCUCUGUUGUGCCAUCAAGACACCCACCCAGCUUGCGUUACACGAGCAACAAGUAGCUUCUUUUUCUUUUUUUGCAAUUGUUUGUCUAUUGUAAAACUUGAAGCACAGGUUGCUGCAUUGAGUUUGUUGCUUUGUAGUAAUGUUAGGUUAUUUUUGUGCAGUUGCCUGGUGGUGGGUCACGGUGGUGCUUGUUCUAGAAGGCUUUCACAGUGAUCGCCCCCAUAUUGAAUGUACAGCAGCGCACUGAAUAUUGAGAUUGUCUUAUAGGCACUGUGUGACGCAGGUUUGCAGCUGUUUUUGUCGUGUCGAACCAAGUGAACAGAGAACCUCUGUGGGCGAUUAUAUGAGGUAGCGGAUUCUAUUUGUCACGAUAGCACAUUUGGAAUGCAACAGAUGAAGCGAAAGAGAGGAAACUAAAUUUUUGGAAAGAUCUGUGUAGGUUUUACUAGCUACACAUCGUAGGCUGUGAAGAGCUGCCAGUAUAUUUGUGGUCUACAGCUGCACUGCUCUUCCUUACCUUUGGCAAAGAAGGCAACGACCACACUUAACCCCCUUCCAUGCCACACUAUUGUACCGAGUUCUGACCAGAAAUUGUCAAAUUAUUAUUGAAAAUCUUAAAUUCCAACAUGUUUUAGUUCCUCGGAAAGAAUAAAUUUGUUCUGCUUACGUGCUGUCCCAUCGAUUUCAUGCUGCCAUCUACCAAAAGUAUGACUAUGCAUCGAGACGAAACUAGGCUUGUGUAUUGCAUUGCUAGAAAAUGCAAAGCUCCGUUAACGAGCUGAGGUCGCCCUUGGCCGUUUUUACCAUAAACAUGGAGAUGAACCCAACUUGUCCAAGGCACAGAAAGGUGUAAGGUGCAAGGCAACCCACCAUGGCGGCUCAAUAGCAUGAGGUCACAGGUUGAAUUUCCAGCCAUGGUUGCUGCAUUGCAAUGCAGAAAUGCUUGUGUACUUGGAUUUAGGUGUGCAUGUUUUGUGUGUGCCAAUUUUUAAAGGCUUUCGAGGCGUAUACAUAAAGCUGGAUAGAUUGAUGCAGAGUGUGGGUAAAGACUUGUUCGUUGUAAAUAGAAUGUACGAGGGCAUGUAGACAAGUACUACUGGUGUCUGCCGAAGGCAGACUGUAGCUCACUAGUGAAUGAAAGAGGAGGCUUGUGGUUGUGCCAGUAUGCACUGGAAUUCUAUUUCAUGGAUGCCGUAACUCGCUCCUUCUAGGUAGACAGUUCAAUUGUCAAGGAGGCUUUCAAGAGAAGAGCAGUGGGCAUCCAAAUGGUGACGGAAUGGAAAUGCAGCACCGAGAGUUUGUAAGCAAAGCGAAGUGGCUUUGAAUUCGAGGUGCAUUAGCGCAAGCUCUUGGGCUAGUUGGUGCAUGAUGAACUCCGUCCUUGUCCAACGCCUUUUCCUUGUGUGCGCAUCCUUUGUGUUCCGCUGCUACCCCCUUUUAUCAAGUUUGAAUUUGAGCACAAAAUGUGGAGGCUAGCCGGUGAUGACAGCAGAGAAACUGAGGCGGGCCAACCUGAGGUCUGGGAGUGAGAGCUUUAAAAUGUCGCAAAUGUUCACGGGACCACAGUGCCAACUGCGUGAUGAAGAGAUAAGGAAUCUCUUGGCACAGUGUAAACAUUCAUCUGCUCGGGUUGCAGCUUGAAGCUCUGUCAUACAACUGUGAAGUUUUUACUGUUUCAACAGUUUGGGACUGUGUACAUUUAAAAAGAAAAUUGAACUUUAUGCUGGCGUUUUGUACAAAGCUUUGACUUGUAUGUCGUACAGUGUCAUUUUAUUCUUACUUAUUUGUGACUUGUGUGGAAACUAUAGUAGUGCAUUGCCAAAACAGUAGUACUGCCGCUGCUGACUUGGCAGAGGGUUAGUUUUUCAUAUCACAAUAGGGGGUCAAACUCUGUGCAUGAUGUACCAUACAAAGGACACGUUUUAGCCUCAUAUUGUUUGAGACACCAGCAAGACCUGUGAAUAUGACAAUAGUGCUUUUAGUGUGGUGUGGAGUGCCAAAAGGUCUGCCGCUGAAUUUUUUAUGGACAAAAUAUUUGCUGUUUGCUCACAAUUGCAUGUCUUCCUUUAUUAUAAGCCUGUUUUGAAUAUUGAGGUAUUGCAUGUCAUUGGUUUAGCUAAGUAGUGUGGUUCAUUAUUACCAUAUAAUACUAAUAAUGACCCGCAUGGCUUUUGUUUAUUUCAAUUCUUGCUUUAAAGAAAAAUUGUUUCAAGAAAAAUUGUUUCAUAACUUCUUACGUUUAACCUCUUGAUGAAAACUUCACCAAGUUUGCUUGAUAUGUAUGUAGUUGAUUGUUUAAAAAGGAAGACACAAUUUUGAUUCACUAUACCAGCACUCGUCCAUGUUAUGUCUGUGUAGGCUUGUGUGAAUCUGUUUGUGUUGUCGCAACAUUGUUGCUGAGGUUGCGUGGUCAUGCACUGUAAUCUCGUCCCCUCAUGACAGUUGUGCGAUUGUAAAAUGUGUACUGGUUUUAAAGUUCAGGGGUUUUAAUGGUACAUUCAUUUGGCUGAAAUUGAGCGCUCUAAACAGUCACUUGAUUCAGCAAGGAUUUAAACUGCGUGACAAAGCAGACUUCCAGCUGGCUUUAUUUCGUGAAGGCAGGGAAUUUAUAAGGUUCUGAAAAAUAGAAAAAACAAUGAACAGUUGCGAUUUAAUGUUGAGUUUAAAAUUUUGCUGAAUCUGUGAACCGGUUCACUUGGUUCUUUCAUAGUGUUGCUCUCGAGCUCGUAGCACUCUGUUUUCCCCACCUUUGCCCUUAUAGCAUGACUGAGAUCCACUGUAGUUCUGGUCACGUGGCUGCUGCAGCUUUUCUUGGUGUGCCAGCUGUUUGUUUACAACAGCAGCAGCUCUGGCACUUUUUUUUUUGCUUCCAGCAUCCGAUUGCUCUGGUGAGGUGAACAUUUGGCUCAGGCAUGAUUUCUCCAGACUUCGAUCUAGCGCGGGCCCCGCAUUGUUAAUGUCGGCGAGAACCAACCAACCAUAUGUACCUUAAGAUGAUGUGGGGGAGGUGUCAUUCAGCUGAUUGUGUAUGUAACUAUUCUGUAACUAUAGUCAUUUGUGUCAAUUUUGAGUACGUCUAUUUAUAGCAUGCAGUUUUAUUCCUUUUUUUAAAUAUGCUUGUGAUUGUGUGGUUGUUUGAAAUGUCAGCUGGCUCAUGGAACAGCUGGUCAUAGUUCAACAAUGGCCUCCUCGACCAGACGACUGGCAAGUGGAUUUGCAAGCACUGCCUGAAGGAGCAUUGUACAAAGAUCAUCAGUACAGCCAGUGCUGUUUUAUCUCCAUCAGCUUUAAUCAUUUUGCCUGUGAGCACUUGGGAAGUCUUGCACAUUCAGCGUACUGCACAUUGCCACUUUCGAGCUUUACACCUUAAUGUCUCAAUCUGUUGUCACGGGCUGCCCGAGGCACUGCUUUCAGCCAACAAAAGCGUUACAGUAUGCAGUGUUUCAGGCAGCCUUGUACAACAAAAUGAUUCUUGGAGUAAAGGCACUCAUAUUUUGCCAGUGUGUAUUUUUAUGUGUAACUUGAAAAGCAGUCUUGCAUCAUGAACUCGCCACAUGAUGAAAAUGUAGUUGGCCCUUCUGUUCUGACUUCACUUCAUCCCCUCCCCCCCUCACAUUGCACUUUUCACCUUCUCAGCACUGAUGGGUAUGUCUGGGUGGGAGUUUUCUACUCUUUUGGUUACAUCAUAUGUGGACAAAAAUAAACUAUUUAUUUUUCUC
Molecule: messenger RNA, 7586 nt
Organism: Dermacentor andersoni
Lineage: Eukaryota; Metazoa; Arthropoda; Arachnida; Ixodida; Ixodidae
Gene: hd
Product: humpty dumpty
Biological process (GO): nuclear DNA replication
Cellular component (GO): nucleus
Source: RefSeq, a predicted model, not a curated record